GAAUGUACUCAAGGACAGAGGUUAUUCAAAACCCCAUGUCUUCACCAAAAUUGCCUUUCAGUAGAUGUUCUUUGAGGGACUUGAUUUAAAUACAUUGUGCAUUUAUAUUUGACAAUGAGUUGGAGGUAUUCAUUUCAAUCAAGUUUCUCUUGCAUUAAACUGAAAUUUAAAAUGUAAGCUUUGUGUUUCUUAGUGAAGUUAAAGCAGUGAAGAUGGCCUCUUACGAACAGACCAAUAUCAUCAGUAAGAGGAAGGAACAGACGGACCUUUGCUUUGCUGAUCCUCCAGACGGAGGUUGGGGUUGGGUGGUGGUGUUUCAUUGUUUUCUGGUGAAUGUACUGGUGAUGGGAACCCUGAAAAGCUUUGGAAUUUUCUUUGUGGCAUUCCAGGACGAUUUUGGGGCAUCUUCAGAAAGCAUCAGCUGGAUCGGCUCCAUCAUGUCCAGCCUGCGUCUCUCUGGAGGUCCCCUGGCUUCAGUGGCUUGUGCUAAGUUCGGAAACCGAAUCACCUCGAUUGCAGGAGCAGUGCUGGUCACCACCGGCUUUCUUGUGAGCAUCCUGGCCACAAGUGUGGUCUUCUUGUAUGUCAGUUUGGGACUGGUUGUAGGUCUUGGCUUUGCACUUCUUUACCAAGCCACCUCUGUGGUCACAGCCAUCUAUUUCAGGAAGAGGCUGGCGACGGCGUACUCCAUUGGCCGCUCUGGGAUGGGCUUGACCUUUGCUCUAGCUCCCUUUUCUCAGCUCCUUCUUGACCAGUAUGCCUGGAGAGGUGCUUUGUUGAUUUUGGGAGGUCUCAUGCUACACCUUGUAGCCUCUGGGAUGCUACUGAGGCCUGCAGUUGUGAGGCCACACUCUUCUCCCAGCUCAUGCAGGAACCAUGAUGACAUGAAAACAAAUGGCUUUGUCACAUCAGCCUCUUCAUCACAGGCCUUUGAAAAGCCACCGUCUGACCCAAAUGCCCUGCUCACAUCAGAGCAAGCAAAGCUGGUCACACACAAUACUGGUGCUACAGCUGUCUCCUUUUCCAGAUCAGAGGACGUCUACCUGGAACAAAAUGGAAAGCCACCAGCUAUGGAAAAUGCAUUGCAAUGCAAUAAUGGCAGCAAAGAGUUCAUGAAAAAGAUAAAAGUGUUGGAUUUCUCCCUCUUGAAAAAUCCUUUCUUUUGCAUCUAUACGUGGUCAGUAGUCUUUAGCCAGUUGGCUUAUUUUAUUCCAUACUUUCACUUGUCGGCUCGGGCAAGAAACCUUGGGAUUGACCCAAUGGAUGCAUCCUUUAUCAUCUCUGUUGCUGGCAUAACAGAGACUGUGGCCCAGCUGGGUUCUGGAUGGUUGGCUGACAAGAAACUGAUGCACAAGUACCACUACCAUAAGACCUACCUGAUCUUGUGUGGAUUGAUUAAUCUGCUCUCGCCACUGGCCACCAACUACGCACAGCUCAUGGUCUACGCCGUUUUCUUCGCUGUCUUUUGUGGAGGUUAUAUGGCAUUGGUGUUGCCUGUCCUGGUAGAUCUUGUUGGGGUGGACAAGGUGAAUAACUCAAUGGGCUUUUCCAUGUUUUUUGUGGGCCUAGGAUGUCUGACUGGUCCUCCUCUAGCAGGCUUCCUCUAUGACUACACCCAGACAUAUGAUUGCUCCUUCUAUCUGGCUGGUGUCUGUUAUCUGCUGUCCUCUGUCUCACUGUUCCUGGAACCACUUGCACAGAAAUGGAAGGAGCAGAACAAAAACCUGCCUGAAAGACCCUUGCCUCAGUGUCCCUGAGACAGCAUCACAUGUGGCAUGCAUGGUGAUGCCAGAUCCAAGGAACAGUGUAAAUCAAUCACGCCUUUGCAAAGGAAAUCACCGAAAGAGAUAACAAGGAUGAGUAUAGCCACCAUUUCUCUAUAAAGUAUAUUCACCUGACAAAAGCUAAAAAGAUCAUCCUAUUUCGUAACAUCUGAGAAUGCAAGUUAAAUGAACAGUUUUGUGUUUAAGUACAGCCCGUGACUGGCCACUCUAUGAAGCUUAUUGUAACAUUUAAAAAAUACAUCCUUCACAGUACAGGAGAAAGGCCAAUCUGAGAACUUUGACUCAAAACCAGCCAUUUGUUAACUAAUCUGAGAAUUUCGGAUUUUGCAAUGUAGCAGACUAAUACAGUAAUGAUGGCAUUCCACUGCCUUUACCAACCAGAGAUGCACACUGUUUGAAGCGGUCAUUUAGAGUGUUCACUCCUCUGUAAGAACUGCCUUCCAGUACUGAUCAUUAAUAGUUCAUGAAUGACCACUUUCCCCUUUAGCACAAAUUCCUUGCCUUACCUUUUGUUCCCGGCUCUAUGACUGUUGUACUCUAGGUGCUGUUGGUUUUGCUGUAAUUCCCAACAGAGUUUGCAUACUCAACAUGGGCUACACAAUUCACUGUAUACCUCUGAGGCUGUGUUUUGUUUGGCUACCUCAACACUUUUCAAUUGGACCAUUAGAAAAGCACCUGGCCUCAUUAUCCUUAUUGUUGCUCUGUUGUUAACCAAAUGGGGUAAUUGCUGCAGUACCAGAUUAGUAAUCUGAUUACAUAUCAGACUGAAAUAAAUGGUGGACAAUGCAGCACGAUCUGCAUGAGAAGUUCUUAGAGGGCAAAUUUUAGAAAGUCUUUUGUACCUUUGACAUUUUUUGGAUAUUGGUUUAUUGAUUAUUGGUCAACAGAAUAAGGUUCAUAAAAUAAGUUUUACUUAUUUUUGCAUGAAUCAAUAAUAUUGUACAGUUCAUAUAAUGAAUAAAAAGUUUUUUAGCCUAA
Paramormyrops kingsleyae is the source of this 2762-nucleotide messenger RNA. NCBI's taxonomy places the organism in Eukaryota, Metazoa, Chordata, Actinopteri, Osteoglossiformes, Mormyridae. The record is from RefSeq and is a predicted model, not a curated record.